This is a messenger RNA of Brassica oleracea var. oleracea, 411 nucleotides long. RefSeq names its product 50S ribosomal protein L33-like. Bases 12 to 188 code for a protein of 58 amino acids. The record is from RefSeq and is a predicted model, not a curated record. Gene Ontology annotation, cellular component: large ribosomal subunit; ribosome. Gene Ontology annotation, biological process: translation. Gene Ontology annotation, molecular function: structural constituent of ribosome. The transcript has a single exon. NCBI's taxonomy places the organism in Eukaryota, Viridiplantae, Streptophyta, Magnoliopsida, Brassicales, Brassicaceae.
GAGAAAAGAAAAUGGGGGACAAGAGGAAGAAGACGUUCAUGUUCAUCCGUCUGGUCUCAGCGGCUGGAACAGGGUUCUUCUAUGUGAAGAGGAAGAGCAGCAAGGGCCUUCUUGAGAAGCUUGAGUUCCGCAAGUACGACCCUCGCGUCAACCGCCAUGUCCUCUUCACCGAGCAGAAGAUGAAGUGACCCUUUUUUUUUUUUUUUCUAGUGGUGGUUCCAUUGCUUUAAUCUCUCUAAUGAAUCAAAGAACUGUUAAGUUGGGAUUUAGACUUUGUUUGUAAUUUUCAGUUUGAGGAUCAGAGAAAGUAUAAGACCUCACUCAAAUCAUGGUUUUCAUUUUGUUAAACCAAUAAUUUUUAAUCAUUACAUUUAGUACUUUGGGGUGUAUAAAAAGCCCAAGACUUUUAUA